CACACCAUCCCCUAACCUCACCACAUUAUAUGCAGUGAUAACAAGUGAAAUACAACUCCAGAUUGAUAUAAAAAAGUGUAUUUGAUAUCUGAACUACAAAAUAGAAACACAAAUAUAAUUAGGAAUUUUUUUAUGUUAAUGACAUUUAAUCGGACAUAGAGGGAGUGUUUCCAGCAACUGUGGUUAUAAUUGCGAGAUGUUAUAGUUGACAAUCACUAGUCUACUGCUGCUGAUAUCUUACACUUGAGGCAUUAGAGGCCUGAGUCGUCGAGGAAGUAGAGAAGUACCAAGACGAGGUGGAUGGGCCUCUAGUGGAGUCCGGGUAAAGCGAACUGGCCGGAUAGAGGAGUGUGCGGAAGGAUGGACGGUCUCCGAGGAUCGGGGACGUUCAUCGCCUGUAUCAUCCCCGCCUGCUGCCUUGCUGUUGUCCUCUCUGUUGCAGUGGUUGGUGGGAGUGAGACGACCCACGCCACCCAGACGGACCAGGCGAACCCCAGAGAGCUACAGAACGUGAUCCACAACCUGAAGCAGGAGCCUGGAACCGGCACCAGCGAAGGGUCGCUCAACGAGAACAACGAUGAGAGGGAACGAGAGGGACCCAGUUUCCUGGAGCCCCCCACCAGGCACGUCACAGUCAGGGCCGGCCAGACCGCAGCCCUCACCUGCAUAGUCAAGCAUUUGGCCAACAGGCAGGUGUCGUGGAUCAGGGGUCGCGACCUACACGUGCUCAGCUCAGGUCAGGUGACCUUCUCAUCAGACUCGCGGGUCAGCGUCACUCACCUGAAGGACUCGUGGACCCUGACCAUCAGAUACUCUCAGCCCCGAGACGCCGGGAGCUACUCCUGCCAGGUCAACACCCAGCCCCCCCUCGCCUCCUGGUACAACCUCACCGUCGUAGAGGCUCGGGCCAACAUCUUGGGGAAGGAGACGAUGUACGUCCAGAUGGGCAGCACCGUCAGUCUUGAGUGUGUCAUCAAGGAGGAGCUGGUCAUCCCUGGACUGGUGCUGUGGUACCAGGGCGACAGACUGGUGGACCGGGACUCCGGGAGGGUGAAGGUGGUCACCAUUGUGGGUAACGUGACCACCAGUACACUGACGGUGGCCGGGGCCACGCGCCAUGACUCAGGCAACUAUUCCUGCUGGCCUUCUGCAGGCCGCCCUGACAACGUCAUCGUCCACGUCAUACAAGGUGACCCGCCAGCUGCCAUGCAACAUGGCAACUCAGCCACCUGGGUCUCCACCGUCCUGCUGGUGCCCGUUGCCUCCCUGCUGACACUGCUCCUGCUCCUCCUGACGUGACAGUGAUCUGCUCCUCGCCCUGCUGACGGGACGCUCAUCUACCUGACCUUCCAGCCUCUCCACUUUCAUCUCCAUUUGCUGCCUCAAGUCGCCUCUACCACCGUCUUGCUCCUGGAUCUCAAAGACGUGUGUAGAGCGGCAGAAGUGUACCCAAGGCGUGUGUAGAGCGGCAGAAGUGUACCCAAGGCGUGUGUAGAGCGGCAGAAGUGUACCCAAGGCGUGUGUAGAGCGGCAGAAGUGUACCCAAGGCGUGUGUAGAGCGGCAGAAGUGUACCCAAGAUGUCUCUCUCUCCUCCUGGUGUAAACUAUAUCUUCUCAGCUCAACCCUAAGUUUAACAAGGACACAGGAGGUCACCAACAAACACAAUUACCAUUACCCCCCGACACAGACCAAAAACUGGUGACUGAUUCGUUAGUGUCAUGAAAUAACAUUAAGCGAUCAUCCUCAACAUAUUUACGUCAAAACUCUAUGAGUAAUGAGUUAUUCCCUCCUGUAUGUCGGAGCAAAUCAAGGGACAAUAGAAAUAUUCAACAUAGAACACGAGGGAAAAACAGGCUGGGAAAACACGUGCAGUGGGGUAUGGUGUUUUAUCUGCGUUGCGUGUGACAUGACAUAUGCAAUAUGUGUGGAAUGACACCUGCACCGUGUUUAACGGCGUCAUGGACCUCACUGUCAAAUUACAGGUGUUUGAGUCAAAUUCAAAGCUACGUAAUAUCGACCCCUUCCUUGGACUAAUGGGUUGUAAUAGGUCAGCUGGGUUUUACUAGGUUAGGGAAAUACCGCUACAAAUCUGACGCUCGUCAAACUGUGGGAACAAUGAGCACUGAUGUUACCUAAAAAAAAACACCUACCUGCGAAAUGUUUCAUACAAUCAACAGAUGUUUUUGCACCGUCAGCAGCUGCAGAGCAACUGACGUAUGUUGAAGAUCAGCUCUAUAGUCUUGACCGCUGACGAAUGUGAUUUCUCAAAAUAUUUAAUGAACCCUACUUUGUAUGUUAAAUAUAUUCUCCUUUACGUCAGGAUAUAUAUAUAUAUACAACACGUAAAAUAUAUGUAAAUCUAACAAAUGAUGAUUCCUGCAAGGGGCCUGAUAGCUGAGCGGACAGCGCUCGCGAUUCGUAGUCCUGAGGUUCCGGGUUCAAUCCCCGAUGGAGACAGAAACAAAUGGCCAGAGUUCCGUUCACCCCUGAUGCAUCUGUUCAUCUAGCAGUAAAUAGGUACCUGGGAGUUAGACAGCUGCUACGAACUACUUCCUAGGGGUGAGUAACAAAAAAUAGGCGGGGAAUUAAUCCGUAAUUAAAAUUACGCGGGGAAGCUAAUCCCCGAAAUCAUCUCAAGAUAACCUCAAGAUUACAUAUUUCAACCAUUCAUAAAAUAUCACUCAGACAUUUCGGUAUAAAAAAAUCUUAGAAACCACUUGAAUUGUUUUUAAAACUCAGUUCAAGGAAAAUAUACACGUGCUAAGACAGAGUCAAGAGUGUUAUCGUGCACUAAUACAAUCUUUGUCUUGCCAAAUUACACGUGACAAAACUGUCAGAGAAAGAAAAAAAAGAGAUAUUGUUCACAGACAAAUAACAGUUUGAAGACAAGAAAUGAGAACAUUGCUUUCUGCACUGAUUGUUAUCAUACUCUGGCGAAUGUCGACAUGUCAGACUGUCUACAUAAGUGACAUUCAACACUUUUCUUACACUUUGAUACACUUUCCAAUGCAGUUUUAUAAAAGCCUAUAUAUAUA
Procambarus clarkii (red swamp crayfish) is the source of this 3036-nucleotide messenger RNA. Its product is annotated as zwei Ig domain protein zig-8. NCBI's taxonomy places the organism in Eukaryota, Metazoa, Arthropoda, Malacostraca, Decapoda, Cambaridae. Gene Ontology annotation, biological process: synapse organization. Gene Ontology annotation, cellular component: neuron projection membrane. The record is from RefSeq and is a predicted model, not a curated record.